Papaver somniferum (opium poppy) is the source of this 1626-nucleotide messenger RNA. RefSeq names its product IAA-amino acid hydrolase ILR1-like 5. NCBI's taxonomy places the organism in Eukaryota, Viridiplantae, Streptophyta, Magnoliopsida, Ranunculales, Papaveraceae. Gene Ontology annotation, biological process: auxin metabolic process. Gene Ontology annotation, molecular function: IAA-Ala conjugate hydrolase activity. Gene Ontology annotation, cellular component: endoplasmic reticulum. The record is from RefSeq and is a predicted model, not a curated record. The coding region runs from base 116 to 1426 and encodes 436 amino acids. The transcript is spliced from 2 exons.
AAGAAAAAAAAAAGGUCUAUUCAGAAGAAGAAAAAAUUCAUCCUAUCUUCUGUUGCUGAAAAAUAAUACAACUCGAAUCAAUUUGUUUUUGUUUUUGAUUGAAUUGUUACAAUACAUGGGUUUGGGUGGUAAUCUCUUGAUACUUCUUGUAGUAUUUCUGUCGAUUUUACCUCUAAUUUUUUCUUAUUCUCUUCUUACUGAUUAUUAUUAUAAUGAGAGUUACUCAACAGAGCUGAUGAAAUUAGCCAAGGAAGACAAAGAUUGGUUAACAUCAAUAAGAAGAGAAAUCCAUGAAUACCCAGAACUUGGAUUCCAAGAAUUCAAAACCAGUGCUCUUAUUAGAAGAGAACUUGAUAAAUUAGGUGUUUCUUAUGAAUACCCAUUUGCUAAAACUGGUGUUGUUGCUCAAAUUGGGUCUGGUUCUUUACCAAUUGUUGCUCUAAGAGCUGAUAUGGAUGCAAUUCCGUUACAGGAACUUGUGAAGUGGGAACAUAAGAGUAAAGUUGAUGGGAUAAUGCAUGGUUGUGGACACGAUGUUCAUGUUACAAUGCUGCUUGGAGCAGCAAAACUGCUUAAUCAAAGGAAACAUCUUCUUAAAGGAACUGUUAGGCUAAUAUUCCAACCUGCAGAGGAAGGGAGUGCAGGUGCAGCUCAAAUGAUUAAGGAUGGUGCUCUUGGUGAUGCACAAGCUAUCUUUGGGGUACAUGUCGAAUACCGGUACCCUACAGGAAGCAUGGUAGCUGUUGCUGGACCAGCAUUAGCAGCAGUGAAUGUCUUUCAUGUCAGAUUUGAAGCAAAAGGAACAAAUUCUGUGGAGAGGGUGGAUCCUGUGCUUGCUGCAUCGUUUGCGGUUUUAGCUCUACAGCAGCUCAUUUCUAGGGAAACUGAUCCCCUCUACAGCCAGGUUCUGUCAGUUACUUAUGUUCGAAGUGUUGCAACUGUGGAAUCGGAGCCUGGCGCUGUUGAGUUCGGGGGUAGUUUGAGGAGUCUUACCACAAAUGGCUUGCGCCAACUUCAGCAAAGAGUGAAGGAGGUUAUUGAAGGAGUUGCAGCUGUUCAUAGAUGCAAUGCUUUUGUAAACAUGAAUAUAGAAGGCCAUCCUCCGUACCCAGCUGUCAUAAAUGACAAGGUAUUGCAUCGGCAUGUAGAGAACGUUGGUAAGCUUUUAUUAGGUUCCGAAAAUGUCAAACCAGGAAUUCAGGUGAUGGCAGGUGAAGACUUCGCAUUUUACCAAGAAGUGAUUCCUGGUGUAAUGUUCAUGGUUGGUAUUAGAAAUGAAGAUUUGGGUGCCGUUCACUCUGUCCACAACCCUCGUUUUUUUGUUGAUGAAGAUGUUUUACCAAUUGGAGCGGCACUACACACAGCAAUCACGGAAUUAUAUCUUGCUGAGUACCAAGAUAAAGUUGAAAUGGACCAGAAAACUUGAUUGGAAGCAGUAAGAGAUUUUCUAUAAUAACUUGGCAAAACUUGUACUUCAGGUGGGUACCAACAAGCCGGCCGGCCUCUAAAUUGUUGUCCUUGUUUGUUUAAUAACGCCAUAUGUCCUCCUUACUCACGUCCAGAUUUUGGUAUUUUCCUUUUUCUCUUGUCCUAUUUUGAUACAUAAACCUCAUCAAUUGCUUUGUU